Molecule: messenger RNA, 1256 nt
Organism: Phialemonium atrogriseum
Lineage: Eukaryota; Fungi; Ascomycota; Sordariomycetes; Cephalothecales; Cephalothecaceae
Exons: 1
Coding region: 390-1031 (213 amino acids)
Source: RefSeq, a predicted model, not a curated record
UUGACACUGCAACCCAUGGAAACUGUGAAAAAUGUCCGACGGGGACUUGGCCUAUCGAGUGAACGGGUGACUAGAAACUACCGGCAAGGCCGUGGUAUCCACAGGAAAAACACCCAAAUUGACCCGGAAUUGCGGUAAUGAGGAGCUUGGCGGGCGGGAAUUAAGGCAUUGAAACAGAGGACCUUGGAUCUUUCUUUAGGAGCCCUCUGGCUCAGGAAGUUCAGGUAAUGCUCUGUACCACGAAAUAUGGAGCCUGGGCAAACCUCGCGCCCCUGAAGCCGGCGGGCUUCUGAAGAGAUCAUUUCUUCAUGGGCCAAACCUCUCCAGCAAUCUGACCCAAGGUUCGCUGGAAUCGAGCAUCGACACGAUGGGGACGUGAGCAGCACGCAAUGCGGGGCUUCGAGAGCCGGAGCGAUGUCACGUCAUUCCCCAGGUCACACACAAACACACACACUCCCAAGGCCAAACAAACUCGACACGAACUCACGCUAACGUGGACUUACUUGACAAACCUCCUUCGCGUCUUGCAAACGCGACGAUCAUUCCCAGGUCAGUCAAUCGACAUCACCCGCUCCCUCGGUGACCAUUUCGGGUGUAGGGGUGGUUGUGUCUGGCCGAGCACGCCAGUGACUGGUAACAUGGCGAGGUCCUUAUUCCCAGCACCUAUAGCGUCGACGUUCGACACAUGUCUCACCCCUCCUUUGCGCGCCAGCAAUUUGGAGCAGGACAACUACCACUGGCCGCUCGUUUUGAUCCACUCGCCGACCCGAGCAGUCGGUCCCCGGGAACGCCGAUCUGACACGCCUACGCCAACCAAGCCAAGACUUCACGUCGCCAUCCCUCCCCACUCGUCGGGACUACUCAGUAGAGCUCGGGUUCCUCGCGGCCAGGAACCCCGAGAGGCGCAACCCGGCACCGGCGAGUAUGACCGACGUACGAGGACUAGAAGCAACCAUGGUCUUCAGAGUCGCGAGUUGCGAUUUCGGACCAGCUGUCCUUUGGAUGGCUCUGCUCCUGGCGCCAUUAAGUGAUGGCAACGGGUCAGGUAGUCGCAACCUGGUUCUGGAAGCAUCACGCAACCAGGUAAUCAACCAGGUGCAUGUUUGGCCCUAAGCUGGAGUGGCAUGUUGAACCCCCCCAUUCCCUCACCACAUUAUGGGGGCACAGCAUCCAUAAGUCGCAGUUCACCGGGCAGAUCGGCCAAUCAACCAGACACGUUCCCAGAGGGACCAGAGCCAGCCUGUCAGGACCUCUCU